UUACAUCCUUAUUUUGCUAAACUCAAUGUGAGUGAGAGGGGGCACUCAUUCUGAUCCCUAAUCCAUUGUUUUUUGUUUUCAUCUAACCCACAAAGAAACUCAGAUCUGAUCCGGAAAUGGAGAGCGACGAAGAUUUUGAGCUCUUGCCUCCCCCUCCCCUGCACGAACCUAAGCCAAAGCUCAAGCGUCUCAAGAAAGCUCUUAGGGUUCCUCCCCUCUCUCCCUCCAAUCAUGAUGGUUCCUCCCCUAUCGAUUCGGGAACUCUUCCCUCCGACGGUCCCACCCUUAGCGCCGGACACGUGGAGGACUCUAAUUGGGGAUCUAACCCCCAAAUCGACCACAGAGUAACCGCUCAUCUUGACGCAUCAGAUAGCGAUACUGCCAAGAAGAAUAAUGGUUUUGGUGCAAUGCGAGCUUUGGACUUUGAUUCUAUCGGUGAUGGACUUGACGGAAAUGACGAGGUUCACUCUAAGGAGAUGGAGACUGAGAAUGAGAAGGGGGAGGAAGUUGCGGAUCUCGAGAUCGAUGAUCGCGACAGAAAACGACGCAGUUUAGAUGAGGAUUCAGAGGAUCAGGAGAAGAAGAGGAAGAGAAAGAAGAAGAAGGGAUUGGACGGUGAGAAGCAGCUUAAAGAAUCUGCUUCCAAUAAGAGAAGGGCUGAGAAGGAGAGGCGGGAAAAUCUCAAACAGCUUCGAGCUGAGGAGAGGAAGAGAAAGAAGAAGAAGGGAUUGGACGGUGAGAAGCAGCUUAAAGAAUCUGCUUCCAAUAAGAGAAGGGCUGAGAAGGAGAGGCGGGAAAAUCUCAAACAGCUUCAAGCUGAGUCUCAGAGACUUCUUCGAGAAACUAGAGAUGCAGCUUUUAAACCCAUUCCACUGGUUCAGAAGCCAAUUUCUUCAAUACUGGACAAAAUUCGGCAGAGAAAAUUAGAGAUUCAGAAGAAAUCUAGUGGUUAUCGUGAUGAUAAUGGUUAUGACUCACCGGUGGAUGAUGAUUCUGAACGUGGCCCUCUGGAUGAGGAGAUAUCUGACAAGGUUGAAAAGGCCAAAUUGGAGGAAACACAUACUUCGUGUGCAGCCAUCGACAAUUUGAAUACAUUGCAUGUUAAUGGAUCUAAAGAAGCUGCAGAUUAUCCAAGUGGUGAAAGCAUUCCUUCCCCCAUGGCUGUGCGUAUAGAACCUGAGCAUGAAUUUCGAGCUCCUAUUGAUGAUACUCAGGAGCUCGCUUAUCAUUCCCAAAGUACCGACACUAAUGAUGUUUGUGAGGAGCCAAUUAACACUUCAGAAGAAGUACCAGCUUCAUCAAUGCUUGCAAUGAACUUGAAACUUGAUUCUGCUCCUCCUGAUGACGAUGCGUCUUCUGAUGAUGAUGAAGAUGAUGACAAGGAAAACAUAGAUCCUCGUUUACAUGGAUCAGUUCACUUGCCUUCACCUCCAAGUGGCGACCCGGUUAAGGCUUUUGUUGAUGAAGAAGCUGAAGAGGAAGACAAUAGUGACAAUGACAUGCAGCGCUUCCAAGAUAAUGAAGAAGGUGAAGAUGAUGAUGAUAUUGGGGAACUUAAUGAAAUGAUAACACCUGAAUAUGAAGAAAAGUCAAUUGAUAGAGAAAAGCGUGACCAACUCCACCAGAAGUGGCUUGAACAACAAGAUACAGCUGGAAUGGACAAUCUACUUCAUAAACUUAAUUGUGGUUCAAAAUUGAAAGAACCAACAUUAAUUGAAGAGGAAGAUGAGGAAGGUGAAGAAGCUGAAAAUGAAUCUGAUGAAGAAGCUGAAAAUGAAUCUGAUGAAGAAGCUGAAGAGUACAUUGCACCAUCAGAUGCUGUGAAGAUUAAUCUGAAGAAGGCGAAGCAGAUGAUUCCGCAGAUGUUUACAGAUAAAGAUAAUGAUUAUGUCUCAUCUGAUGACGAGGAAGCUGAAAAGAUGCUAGAUAAGCAGUGCCUCAUUGAUAAAUCUGAAGAGAGAGCCGCAUUCUUGUCACCAGCAGAGGAUGAAAGUAGCAGGGAAGUUUUCAGUCUCAUAAAGAAGUUAAAUAUUGUCCCCGAUACCAAGAGGAAAGCAAAAGUUCCAUCUUUCUUUGAAACGUCGCUCCUUGGACAAAAAGUAAACACAUCAUCCAAGUCUUUUGUCGGUCGGGCUACAAAUCAUUUUAUGGCCACAUCUCAAAAGCACGGAUCAGCAAAGGUUCGAUCAUUUAUAUUUGGGCGAGAUGACAGCAGUAGCAGGCUUUCUGCCUCAAUGUCAGAGGAUUCUUCAGAAAUGAUUCAGAGGGAGAGCCAACCAGCAAAAGCUGUUUCUGCCAAGUUCCAAAGAAGUACACAGAAAAUAUCUGCCACCUUGAAUUCCACAACUCAAGAGUCAAGCGUGUCGCUUUUAGAUAUAUUAAGGAGGUCUUCACUACGUGCAGAGCACUUUGUCCAGAAUGUCAAAGUUCAACCAAAGGAAUCCGUAUUUGAUGCAUUCAAGUUAGCAAAGAAGCCAAUUAAGACAGACGCAGGGAUAUAAUGUACUACAGGAGGAAACUUUAGUCAUAUUCGUAUGGUUAUACCGUUAUCACUUGUCAUGUGCUUUAUUUAGGUUACCUAUAAAUUAAUUGGAAAAGACUGGAUUUUGCUUGCGUAUCUCGUUUUUUAUUUUUGUU
Molecule: messenger RNA, 2637 nt
Organism: Arachis ipaensis
Lineage: Eukaryota; Viridiplantae; Streptophyta; Magnoliopsida; Fabales; Fabaceae
Product: DNA ligase-like protein
Source: RefSeq, a predicted model, not a curated record